AUGGCGACUGUAAUUGAGAGUGCUUCGAGAACGCAUCUAGGGAACGACUCAGCGCAAGACAUGAUGGGCGCUAGGACGAUUCCCAUUAUUACCUCCACUACGCCGACACCUACCAUAAAGACCUCGGCCCCAUCUCCUCGCGGUGACCCCAUGGAUCUCACAACCCCGACCGAUUCCUCUGUCCCUGGCUCCUCUAGCAAGAGCCCAGAAGACGGCGCCAACGAUCACAGCAAUGCCUCCUCGAGCGACCACCAGCUAGGUUCCAACUCAGCUGCCAUGCCCGCCCCAGCCAUUGCUGCGGCGGCCGUCCACCAGCCAAAAAUCGUACAGACGGCUUUCAUCCACAAACUCUACAACAUGCUGGAAGACCCCAAUAUCCAGCACUUGAUCAGUUGGUCGCAAUCCAAUGAGAGUUUCGUCAUGUCGCCCUCGCAGGAUUUCGCCAAGGUUCUUGCACAAUACUUCAAGCAUACCAAUGUCUCGUCCUUUGUUCGCCAGCUCAACAUGUACGGAUUUCACAAGGUUAGCGACGUGUUUCAUACAGGAAGCCCCGAGACUGUGCUCUGGGAGUUCAAGCACGGCAAUGGCAACUUCAAAAGGGGUGACCUCGUAGGUCUGCGUGAGAUCAAGCGUAGAGCCUCACGCCAUUCCUUGGUGCACCGAGAGUAUAAUAACUCAAAGCCAACACCAUCUCAACCUGGCACCCCAUCAGAGCCUAUGCCGCCCAUCCCUGAUGGAGCUGACCCUCGGGUGGUCGGAAUCGAGCACACCCUAUACGAGAUCACCCAGAGACUACAGCGGAGCGAGGAGAAUGCUCAUUACAUGCAUAUCAAACAACAAGCCAUGAUGGACUCAGUAACGCGGCUGCUUGAAUUCAACCAAUCGUUGUCGAGGACAUUUCUCUCGUUGGUCCCAAACCCCAACGAGCCUCUACAUCAAGAUGUCCUGAAAUUACAGGGGGAGAUUCAGCGACAAACUGACAUCUUCCGCUCGCUGGAUGAGCCGCACGAGCCACCGCUUUCCAGUAGCCGACAGUUUUUCGCCAACAUCGACAAUGCCCCUUUGUCGCCCCGGCAAUUAGCACAGGACGAUCAACGAAGGCCGAACACACUGCAGGCGAGAGGGACAAACUUCUAUCGUCCCCCGGUCCCCUCCAAUCUAUCUAUCGGGUCACGACGGCCUUAUGGAUCCAUUAGUGGUGCUGCCCCUUUAGUUACGAACCAAUCGUCACCCUCUCCUCUUCGCCCCCAACCACCACCCGUCCCCCCGGGACCUCACCCGCUAUCUAAUGUAGAGGGGCCCGGCAGCAUGGUCCGUCGCCAUACGUCGGCAGAUAUACGAGCGCAUGAGUGGCAGGCAGCUCCAAACCCUUUCACGGGAUCCGGGCAGUCGUCGUCUCAGUGGCCAUCUUCGCCAAAUCGCUUGCCAAAUGACGACCGAGGCCCUCGUGACUCGCUCUCAGCUUAUCCUCCGCAUGCACACUCUCUUUCUCGACCAUCAACACCUCCCCCUCCCCCACCGUUCUCCAAUGGUAUCAGCAACAUGGACAGUUUUAAUAACUGGUCCUGGGGUUCGGCAGGCAGAGAGAACAAGAACCUCUCGGUCAAAGACAACUCGCUGCCGCCAACCAGAAGGGGCAGCAUGGCUCACAUCCUAAACCCGAGCGAUACUGCCGAGCAUGAAAACGAAGACGACGGACGAGGAGACGACGACAGAAAAAGGAAGCGGAUGCUCUAA
Messenger RNA from Truncatella angustata, 1737 nucleotides. Its product is annotated as HSF-type DNA-binding-domain-containing protein. Bases 1 to 1737 code for a protein of 578 amino acids. The transcript has 5 exons. Lineage: Eukaryota; Fungi; Ascomycota; Sordariomycetes; Amphisphaeriales; Sporocadaceae. Gene Ontology annotation, biological process: regulation of DNA-templated transcription. Gene Ontology annotation, molecular function: sequence-specific DNA binding; DNA-binding transcription factor activity. The record is from RefSeq and is a predicted model, not a curated record.